CGAUAUAUUGAAGAUAUCCACCAUAUGAGUAUAAUAUAUCAGUAAAAGAGAAGAAAUCAUUUGAUUUUUUACGGGGUAACUCAUCAAAAUAAUCAAAAUUAAUGUUAAUCAAUCAUGCAUGCAAAUUAGCUUAAAACAAAAUAUACAUCCGCUGGUUUCCAUGGACGGACACCGUUGGUACUUGACUCAGUGGCGAAGGAAAAUAAACGAACAAGCGAAUCAAAAUGGCAGCCCCCAUAGGUAGAGAAGCGUUACCAAUACACGGUUUCAAAAAUGACAUAAUCAAAUCCAUUCGUGACUCAAGAGCUCUAGUCAUAGUAGGAGAAACUGGAAGCGGUAAAACUACACAACUCCCCCAAUUCUUAUAUGAAUCUGGUUUCCACAAGUAUGGGACUAUUGGGGUGACACAGCCAAGGCGUGUGGCAGCCAUGUCUGUUGCAUCAAGAGUUGCAGAAGAGAUGAGAUGUAAGGUCGGAGGUCAAGUUGGAUACCAAGUCAGAUUUGAUGAUUGUACAUCAGAUGAGACUGCAAUCAAGUACUUGACCGAUGGAUGUCUUCUAAGGGAGUUUCUGAGAGACAGAGAACUCACUCAUUACAGUGUUAUUGUUCUUGAUGAGGCUCACGAAAGGAGUUUAGAUACAGAUAUCUUGUUUGGUCUUGUCAAGCAGCUCUUCCUCUCCGAUAAGGAUCUGAAAUCAUCAAAACGGCAACACCCCCUCAAAGUUGUAAUAAUGUCGGCCACCUUGGAUCAGGGAAAGUUCUCAGACUUCUUGGGUGGAUGUCCCAUAUUUGAGAUUCCAGGAAGGUUAUACCCUGUCAAGGAUAUAUACUGUAACCUGAUUGAGGAGAAGGAUAUGGGAAAAAACAUCACAGUCAACUAUGUAUCUAAGGUCGUUGAGACAGUGAUGGAGACCCACUUGGAGCAGAAGCAGGGUGACAUCUUGGUUUUUCUCACCGGCCAGGCGGAGAUCGAACAGUGCUGUGACAAACUCUUCCAGAAAUCAGAGCAGGUUGAUUAUCGUCAUGAUGUCAGGGAUCGAACCGUCAAGGCUUUAAUGGUGCUUCCCGUCUAUGGAUCCAUGCCUACUGAAUUACAGCAAAGGAUUUUUGCUCCCUCUGGCGUUGGAGUUAGGAAAUGUGUCGUAGCUACCAACAUUGCUGGAACAUCUCUAACCAUUGAUGGUAUCAGGUAUGUGAUUGACAGUGGUUUUGUGAAGCAGAUGUCAUAUAAUCAUCGGACAGGUCUAGAUGCUCUACAGGUUGUCCCUAUUUCAAGAGCUGAAGCCAUACAGAGAUCAGGCAGAGCUGGUAGGACUGCAUCAGGCAAGUGUUACAGAAUAUACAGCAAAGGUUUCUAUGAGAACUGCAUGAGUGAAGAUAUGAUACCUGAGAUACAAAGAAGCAGUUUGACCAACGUAGUACUCAACCUCAAAUGUAUGGGAAUACAUAAUAUACUCAAGUUUCCAUUUGUAGAUCAGCCUGAAGAAAGAAUGCUUCUAGAAGCUUUACGUCAACUCUAUUAUUAUGGUGCUAUAGACAAAAGAGGAAACAUUACCAGCUUAGGUCGUCUGUUAGUAGAGUAUCCCUUACCUCUAUCCCUAGCGAGGGCUGUGAUAUUUUCAGGGGCACUUGGGUGUUCUGAAGCCAUGCUACCAAUCGCAUCCAUGCUGUCUGUGGAGAAUGUAUUCAUUAGGCCAGGUGAUUCUGAUCAGCAGGCUGAAGCGCAUAAAGCUCAUCAGAAAUUAGCUGAUAAAGCAGGAGGAUCUAAUGACUUCACAACUCUCCUGGCUGUAUUUCAAAAGUGCAGUGAAAGUGAAUCUCCUUCAAGAUGGUGUAGGAAGCAUAGUAUACAUUGGAGAGGAGUCAAGACAGCUAUGAGUGUACAUAAACAACUUGAGACUAUCCUCCAUCAACAGAUGAAGAAUCCUGACUUCCCAGAGGAGGAUAACUCGGGUUCGACCAGCGAUCGUUUGAGGAGAGCCCUCUGUAGUGGGUUCUUUGGUAAGGUUGCUCGGAAAGCUACCACUGGGCGUGGCUACCGCACCAUGGAAGGCCACGGUAUAGGCGUCUUCCUACACCCUUCUUCUUGUUUGUUUGGGCGCGAUGAUGAGCUUGACUGGGUGAUUUAUAAUGAAGUCAUACAGACAUCCAAGGUCUUCAUGAGGACUGUAUGCCCGGUGAAAUAUGAGUGGGUCAAAGAACUCCUCCCCAGACUACAUGAGCUGGAUGCCUAUGCACUGAGUGGAUGUCUAGCGCCAUCCAGUGAUAAGACUGAAAAUGAAGACUCUGAUGAUAGAGGGACGAAGGAAGAAAGAGGGAGUAGUGACAAGAAAAAGAAGCUGAAAGGUGACUCUGAGAAUGAAUCUAAUAAGGUAGUCCGCAGGAAUGAUGACACAUCCAUCACAGAUGCAAAGCAGAGGUACCUAGAGAGAAAGGCUGCUAAACUAAAACAUUGAUAUCAACAUCCAUGCGGUGUGUGGAA
Molecule: messenger RNA, 2482 nt
Organism: Lytechinus variegatus (green sea urchin)
Lineage: Eukaryota; Metazoa; Echinodermata; Echinoidea; Temnopleuroida; Toxopneustidae
Product: probable ATP-dependent RNA helicase DHX40
Exons: 17
Coding region: 225-2456 (743 amino acids)
Cellular component (GO): intracellular anatomical structure
Molecular function (GO): ATP binding; RNA binding
Source: RefSeq, a predicted model, not a curated record